UAUCUCUGCUCUCCAAAUAGCAUCAAAGCAGCCUUGGGACCGUGGGGGGGCACCCCAGGGCCCCAGCUUCAGCCCUCCCCUGCUGGAGCCUCUCCUGGGUACUGAGAUAUGGAAUGGGUGUAGAAAAGGGCUCAGGGCGUUGUGUGGGCAAUGUGUGAGGUGCAGGCAGUGCAUUGAGAUGCUGAACGUCAAAAGGGAUGUGAGGUCCCUGGAUGAGUAAGGGGUGUACAGUGAGGCUGAGGGGGCUGGAAUGGGGCUGGGACCUCCCCUUGCAGCCCCUGGGCAUGGUGGUGGUGUGGGACACCUGAGGAGGUGCUGAUGUGACACCGUGGAGUCAUUGAGCAUUCAGGGGCAUCUCAGUUUUUCAGGUCUCCCGAAGUUUUGCUGUGUCCCUGGAAUAGGGGCACUCUGGAGCUGAAGGGGUGGCUCUGUCAGGGAGCAGUUCAGUUCCUCUCAAAAACAAGUGCAUGUCCUUGCUCCGAGGCCAUGUGUUCGGGGCUGCUGCUCCAUUAGGAUAACAGCAGUGCAGAGCUGGAAAUCGCUGAGCUGGGAAGAGCUGUGCCUUGCUGCUGCAUUGCCAGGGCAGCAAUCUGGGAAGGAGAUGCUCAGCCGCUGCCUUCCCGUGGCCCCUCCAUACCCUGUCCCAUUGCAGGUGAGAUGUGCUGUGCUGUGCUCAGUCUGAUUGGAGAGGAUCCAUCCAGAUCCAUCCUGGGGGGUGUGGGCAGGAGCAGUGCAGCCAUUCCCAGGCACAGGUAGGGCUGAGCACCACAGGGCUGUGCUGCAGUUCCCCGUGUGCCCUCAGCACCACAGUGAGUGGGUGACUUCCCCCCUCACCAAACUGUUGCGACAGCAAAGAGGAGCAAGGUCAGCAUCCCCGCAGCAGAGUGCAGGAGCUGACGUCAAAGGAAGCAGCUGUGAUUCACAGCUUUUGGGGAGCGCUCAGCGCUGGGGCUGUAACUCAUUCCACAGAUGUCAUUUCAGCCUUGAACGUUAUCGCUGCUGUUGCUCCACCCCCAGGGAGAUGUGGGGCUGCCCCCUCAGUGCAGCAGAUCGUGGCUGGGACCCCCACCCCACAGCCUCCCUAUGCACCUUGCAGCCCUGCUCUGCAUGCACAGCCCUCAGCUGCAGCUCCACGCAAGCUGGCUACAAAAUUCUCUCAGCCUCAUAACGUGCACAGAGCAUCCACGUGCAAUUCCCCACGUGCCGUGCAGCAGCACAGGGGGACAGCAGAGUUUGCCCCACGUAUCUGGGCAGCAGCAGCUGCAUAAGGAUGUGCGCAUGCUCUGCUGCUGACACCCACAGUGACCCACAGCCCCCAGCAGAUGCACGGGGAGAUGGGGCUGCCCUUGGCCCGUGGGGCACUGCCGUAAGUGAUGGCCCUUAUCUCGGUGCUGACAAGCCAGCAUCCUUCAGCUGGUGGAUUUAAGGCUGAGCCUUGGGGCUGAGGCACAGCAGUAUUUGCAGCAGUCACCAGAACUGAGCUCCCCUGCGCUGCAGAGAUGCUGCCUGCCACCUUCAAGCUGUGUGCUGCCAUCUCCUACCAACACCUGCGCAACGUGACUGGGCUGCGCAGACAAGCUGCAGUGGCCAUCAGCCAGGAGCUCAGCAAGCUGUCGUGCCGCAGCGCGGGGCCCAGCACGUGGAUCAGCCAGGUCCGCAGGCGAAGCUCUCUGCUCAGCUCCAGGCUGGAGGAGAAGCCCUUCAGCGAGAUGGAGAUGUCCUACAUCAAACAAGGAGAGGAAGCCCUCCAGAAAUCACUCAGCAUCCUCGGGGAUCAGGAAGGCUGGAAGACGGAGACGGUGGUGGACAACGGAGACAAAGUGCUGAGCAAAGUGCUGCCGGACGUGGGCAAGGUGUUCCGUCUGGAGGUGGUGGUGGAUCAGCCCCUGGAUGCUGUGUACAGUGAGCUGGUGGACAACAUGGAGCAGAUGGGCGACUGGAAUCCCAGCGUCAAAGAGGUGAAGAUCCUCCAGAAGGUUGGGAAGGACACCCUGAUAACCCACGAGACAGCAGCUGCUGUACCUGGGAACAUCGUCGGACCGCGGGACUUUGUGAGUGUGAGGUGCUCCCGGCGCCGCGGCUCCACCUGCGUGCUGGCAGGGAUGUCCACCAAGCACGGAGCCAUGCCCGAGCAGCCGGGAUUUAUCAGAGCUGAGAACGGCCCCACAUGCAUGGUGCUGCGCCCGCUGGCUGGCAGCCCCUCGCAGACCAAGUUAACGUGGCUUCUUAGCAUUGACCUGAAGGGCUGGCUGCCAAAGACCAUCAUCAAUCAAGUCCUGUCCCAGACCCAGGUGGACUUUGCCAAGCACCUCCGGCAGCGCAUGGUGCGGGCUGCUGAGUGCAAAGACUGCUACUGAGUGCUUUGUUCAGGGCUAACAGUAGGGAUCUUGUCCUUAGGUAAGUCAGAUACAACUCAAUUCCGGCCUGUGCUAACAAGAAGGGCCUUUAAUAGUAGGCUGUACUAAUAAAGCUUAACUAAUUAGCCAGGAGCCUGAUUCAGAAGGCAGUGCCAGCAGCUUCUGUGUGUGCAAGCAAAUGCCAUACCUGAAGGGGCAUGUUGCUGGGACCUCCCAGCUAAUUACUUGAAGCUUUAUUAGUCUACAGUAAAAAGGCCUUGGCUAAUUAGUUAUUAGGGAAGAGUCCCAGGAGCCUCAUUCAGAAGGCAGGGCCAGCCAGUGCUGCAGAACACAAGACUUAACCUCAAACGCAUUCCCCUCCUUUCCCCUAGUGAAGCAGCUCUAAGUUAUUUGAUGUAAUUUUGCAUGCCUGUACAGGAAGAUUAUUUAUUCAAAGUUCUGCAAUGAUUAUCAUUAGCAGGAGUCCCUGGGAAACUUGUCAUGGCUUUCGUAGACACAGAUAGCUUCAGCUUUAAAGUAGGUGCUUUAAGUCUGCAGGUUAUGAAGGGGAACUACGAUACUUAAAACAAAAAUCACAAGACAAAAACAAUGUGAAAGUUUAAAAGAAGAGUUUAUGUUUAAACUGGCUGCCAGUUUAUGUAAAAAAAAACCAAAAAACAAAAAAAUACAGUUUGGGCAGAAGCCCAAAUUUCAGUCUUACAUGCAGUAGUCUUGUUACAACACAAUCCUUCUGGAUGGAAACUGUUCACAUUUAGCCAAGCACAGCUAAGCAGAAGUGUCAGAGUUGCUUCUGCAGGUAUGGAUACAGCAGGUGGGUCCAACCACACACCUGGUCCCACUGAACGAUGACUGUUAUGAGCCCUGAAUGUCAGAUGGGAAGUUAUCUCAACACAAUCAUUGCUUCUUCAGCUAGCUACACUGUGAGUUACUGAAGACUCCAAGAGAUGCUCACAAAUAGCACAAUACACAUUAGAACAGCAUUUACUUGGACUCAGCACAGUGGCAGUGCAUCAAUCUUCAGCAAGGACCACACGUACGCUGCACCUGCUGCCAAGAGCUGCAUUGGCUUCAUGGUGUUUGUUCGUUGACGGAUUGUUCUGAGUGAUGCACGUUCCUCCAGAAUAAAAUCCACCUGAUUUGA
Molecule: messenger RNA, 3498 nt
Organism: Meleagris gallopavo (turkey)
Lineage: Eukaryota; Metazoa; Chordata; Aves; Galliformes; Phasianidae
Gene: STAR
Product: steroidogenic acute regulatory protein
Biological process (GO): steroid biosynthetic process; regulation of steroid biosynthetic process; intracellular cholesterol transport
Cellular component (GO): mitochondrion
Molecular function (GO): cholesterol transfer activity; cholesterol binding
Source: RefSeq, a predicted model, not a curated record